AGUGUGCAAUUGCGUAUGUGCACGAAUGCGCAAUAGUGAGUAACGUAGGAACAAAUCAACAAAUUUAGUUUUGGUAGUUUGGUCGAGCAUUUAUUCUCAAAAAUGAUAAAUUCAGCAAAUGCGAUCGCUCACCAGGUGAGAAGGUUUACAACGAGCGCGAUUCGUAGGAGUGCUCAUCACGAUCCUUACGACGGUGUUCCUGGAUACAACUUUCCCUUCAGCACGAAAAAUAGGCACUUGCUGCUACUUGGGUUUAUGAUUUAUUGCGGCAGUGGAUUUUCCCUUCCCUUCUUCAUGGUCCGUCAUCAAUUGAAAAAAUAAGCUUUUAGUACGUUGUGUCGCCUUGCGAGUCAGAUUACAUGACUGCAUCGGAUUAGUAUAAUAUCCUAUAUCAAUGCUGUGAGCAGUUUAUGUACACUAGGAUAAUGUAAUAGGAAAUGUAUGCGUUUGUAAUAAAGAUGAUUUAUUGAUAUCUGAUAAUGU
This is a messenger RNA of Trachymyrmex cornetzi, 483 nucleotides long. RefSeq names its product Cytochrome c oxidase subunit 7C (gene COX7C). Gene Ontology annotation, cellular component: respiratory chain complex IV. Gene Ontology annotation, biological process: mitochondrial electron transport, cytochrome c to oxygen. The record is from RefSeq and is a predicted model, not a curated record. NCBI's taxonomy places the organism in Eukaryota, Metazoa, Arthropoda, Insecta, Hymenoptera, Formicidae. The transcript is spliced from 3 exons. Bases 103 to 321 code for a protein of 72 amino acids.